Molecule: messenger RNA, 1136 nt
Organism: Odocoileus virginianus texanus
Lineage: Eukaryota; Metazoa; Chordata; Mammalia; Artiodactyla; Cervidae
Source: RefSeq, a predicted model, not a curated record
GGCCCUCGAGUGCCCGAGGUGCAUGCAGUGUGACACCAAGUUUGACUUUCUCACCAGGAAGCACCACUGCCGCCGCUGCGGGAAGUGCUUCUGCGACAAGUGCUGCGGCCAGAAGGUGGCGCUGCGGCGCAUGUGCUUCGUGGACCCCGUGCGGCAGUGCGCCGGGUGCGCGCCGGUGUCGCGGCGCGAGGCCGACUUCUACGACCGGCAGCUCAAGCUGCUGCUGAGCGGAGCCACCUUCCUCGUGACUUUCGGGAACUCCGAGAAGCCGGACACGAUGGUCUGCCGUCUUUCCAGCAACCAGAGGUUCCUGCUUCUGGACGGGGACGGGGACGAUCACCGCGAGAUAGAGGUGGCGCGCAUCGCCGCCGUGCAGAUGCUCACGGAGGGCCUCCCUCCCGGAGACACUCUCCCUCACACCAGCCUCCCCGCCAGCCGGCCCAUCGCUGAAGGAGGCAACGCGAGGGCCACAGGCAUGACCCUGCAGUACACGGCUCCGGGGGCGGAGGGGCUGGUGCAGCUGACGCUGAUGGCCAGCGAGGACGCCGACGGCAGCAGGAGGCAGGCGACGGCAUGGCUGGCAGCCAUGCACAAGGCGGCCAAGCUCCUCCACGAGUCUCGGGACCAGUAACUCCACACGGGCUGGAUGGUCCGCUCGGGGCAGCAGCACCUGCUCUCGGGCACACAGGCACGACUAACCCUGCAAGUGCUGGAGACGCAGCCAAGCCCGCAGAGCCUGCCUGGUGCACUAUGUACGCCGUCGGUUAACGCCGAGACCAUUCGCGCUUUAGAACCUAUCACUUGUUGAUACCUAACUGCGGGGAGAGGCUGAGCUGCACCACUGCUAAUACUCUGUUGUUACGAGUGCCCACGUUUACUAGAAGGUUCUGGUCCCCUGAUCUUCACUGGUUCUUCCACAGACGUGACCCGGGCAGUGGUCACCUGGCCUGAUUUGUACUGGUGCGCUUCCACACUGCCCGCUCAGCGUGUCACUAACCCAGGGCCACGAGCAAACCUUUGAUACUUCACUGGGGAAGGAGCAUGCUUUAUAUUUUGUACUUUUCACUUACUAUUUCACUUUAACUAUACAACAAUUUGUAUAUAAAGCUUACAAUUAAAACUUAUUUUGAAAGUAA